AUGCGGGAAACCGACGUGCAGGAGCCGCCUUCAUGGGAUGGCUUCAUCAUGGAGAUCAGCUAUCUACAUCAACAAUUUAGGACUAAGCCCAACCUCAAGCACACCUCCGCGUCCCUCCGGUUCGAGAAGGCCGCCGUCGUGUUCAACGUCGGCGCGGCCUCCUCGAGGAUCGCUGCGGCCGUGGACCGGGCGGCGGAGGGAGGGGUCAAGGAGGCUUGCGGGGAGUUCCAGCGCGCGGCGGGGGCGUUCCGUGCGGUGGGGCAGAUGAUGGAGGGGGGGGAGGGGACGGUGGAUAUGAGCCCGGAGGCCGCGGCGAUGCUGGAGCGGCUCAUGCUCGCGCAGGCGCAGGAGUGCUGCUUCGAGCGCGCACUCGCGGCUGGAACGUCGCCGGCGGCGUGCUCCAAGGUGGCCAGGCAGGAACCGGAUCCCUACCAGGGCGUAGUCUCAGGUUGUAGGGGUGGAAGGAGGGAUGGCGUGGAGGAAGGCGUGGUCGCCGGUAUGUGGGGGGAGGGCGAGGUUGGUAACCUGUUAGCAAACUGGUUGUUGCAAACUGAAUUCAAAACACCAACUGAAUCAGAAUCUUUGCCAUACGCUAUUAAAGCUGCCUUGUACUACGAAGAAGCGUAUGCUGCACUGGUUAUCCCUCCAUUGCAGAACCACUUUGAAAGAUCAUGGUUGUCUCACGUCCAGUUGAAGGCUGCUCAAUUCAAUGCAGAAGCUUGCUAUCGGUAUGCUAUUGAAUUGCAUGACAAGAUGGAAAUUGGCGAGGAGAUAGCUCGACUGCAGUUUGGGAUUAAUGCAGUUGUUGAUGCCAAGAGAACUGCCAGGGGAGCUCCCGCUUCCCUUUAUGAUUCUGUUUCCAGGCUAGAACAAGAUAUGAACCAGAACUUGGAGAAGGCAGUGAAUGAGAACAACCGCAUCUAUCUUAUGAGAAUUCCAGCAGCCAAGUUGUUGUCUCCCUUGCCAUCAGCUUCACUUGUCCGGUCUGCUUCCAAGAGUGAGGUCUUGGAUGCAAAAGCAGAAACUGGCCUUUAG
This is a messenger RNA of Triticum turgidum subsp. durum (durum wheat), 1035 nucleotides long. The record is from the annotation of a GenBank genome assembly. NCBI's taxonomy places the organism in Eukaryota, Viridiplantae, Streptophyta, Magnoliopsida, Poales, Poaceae.